Engraulis encrasicolus (European anchovy) is the source of this 1422-nucleotide messenger RNA. It is a transcript of the gene unc119b, whose product is annotated as unc-119 homolog 1. The coding region runs from base 70 to 819 and encodes 249 amino acids. NCBI's taxonomy places the organism in Eukaryota, Metazoa, Chordata, Actinopteri, Clupeiformes, Engraulidae. The record is from RefSeq and is a predicted model, not a curated record. Gene Ontology annotation, biological process: lipoprotein transport; nervous system development; cilium assembly. Gene Ontology annotation, molecular function: lipid binding. Gene Ontology annotation, cellular component: cilium. The transcript has 6 exons.
GCCAUCUUGACUUGGAAGUUCCAUUUUUCAUACGCAGCUGGCGAACUCUGCAUAGAAAACAUCGGCGACAUGAGCAGUCAAAGCUCGCGAAAAGAUUCGGCGAGCACUGUCAAUGGCUCGGACACCGUGGGUCCAGGAAGGGAACGAAAGUCUGAUGGAGGGGUUUUAAAAAGGUUGAAAUCGCGAAAAAAUCAGACAGAUAGACGGCCUGUUACGGAGGAUGAACUACGGGCACAAGGAAAAGACAUUACUCCAGACGGUGUCCUCGGGCUUCGCUGUGUCACCCGUGACUACCUUUGCAAACCAGAGGACAACAUCUACAAUAUCGACUUCAUACGCUUCAAGAUUCGUGACCUGGAAACCAACACAGUUCUGUUUGAAAUUGCCAAACCUCCAAAUUGUGACCCGCAGGAUGAGGAUGAUGAGAAUGGAGAGGUGGACUCCACCGCUGGCCGCUUUGUCCGUUAUCAGUUCACCCCGGCGUUCCUCCGGCUGCGCACCGUCGGAGCCACUGUGGAGUUUACGGUGGGAGAGCGUCCGGUGCAGAACUUCCGGAUGAUCGAGCGGCACUAUUUCCAGGAGCGCCUGCUGAAGAGCUUCGACUUUGACUUCGGCUUCUGCAUCCCCAACAGCCGGAACACGUGCGAACACAUCUACGAGUUUCCCCAGCUCCCAGAGGACAUGAUUCGUCAGAUGGUGGAGUAUCCAUACGAGACGAGGUCUGACAGUUUCUACUUUGUGGACAACAAGCUCAUCAUGCACAACAAAGCGGACUAUGCCUACAACGGAGACAUGGACAAUGUCCCUUUUACAGCCUGAUCCACUAGCGGUGCUGUGAAAAUGGAGGCUUUGGCUGCCAUGCCGUCAGCAUCUGUUAAUGCUGUCAGGGUCAGCUGCUCAGUUAAGCCUUUGAGGAGUACUGUCUAUCACAUGAUGUGUGAUUAGAGCUAUAGCACAAAUGUUAAGUUCUUACUAAGAUGUCACAAACAUUGUUACCAGGAUCUAGAACCUAUAACAGCGUUGGUUCUAUGAGCACUGUAGAAUGUUACUGUUAAAUUUCCCAGAAUUUUUGAGAAAAAUCUAUACUCCUCCAAGGGUUCGGAAGUUUCUCAUAGUUGUCAAGAGAGAAGCAGAGAAUUGAGCAAUUUGUGUUUUUAAACAGUUGCAGUCUUUCAAACAAGAGAGAUGUUCCCUCCGAGAAUGUUUGAUACACAACAUCUUUGGGAAUAGUGUGUAGACAUGGGUAAAAAAGAAGUAUCAGGAAUUUUGGUUACAUGGCUUACGCUUACAUUUCUUUGGGUCUGUUUGCUCAAUAUAAUGAUUGCAUCCUUGACCUCCAAGCCCCUACACUCUAACGUUGAGCAUGAUAUCGAAGUGUCCUUGGAUUCACUGGAAGGCACCAGUAUACAUGUAUUGUUCUUU